CCAUCAUGCCUAGCGCCGCUCCUUCCUUUCUUCUCGGCGGUGUGGUGCUCCAAAAAUGUCGCUUUUAGAAGGUCCGUUAAAUGUGCUCGGCCAGAGGACGUCUGGCGAAUCUGUCCGCACUCAAAAUGUCAUGGCCGCAGCAUCCAUCGCUAACAUCGUCAAGAGCUCACUUGGACCCGCCGGACUGGACAAGAUGUUGGUGGACGACAUCGGGGAGGUGACCAUCACAAACGACGGGGCGACCAUCCUGAAGAUGUUGGACGUGGAGCACCCCGCCGCCAAGGUCCUGUGUGAACUGGCUGACCUGCAGGAUAAGGAGGUCGGAGACGGGACCACGUCUGUGGUCAUCCUGGCUGCGGAGCUGCUGAAGAGCGCGGAUGAGCUGGUGAAGCAGAAGAUUCACCCCACGUCUGUCAUCAGCGGAUACCGUCUGGCCUGCAAAGAGGCGGUUCGUUACAUCAACGAGAAUCUCACCAUCGGCGCAGACGAGCUGGGAAGAGAAUGCUUACUCAACGCAGCCAAGACGUCCAUGUCGUCCAAAAUCAUCGGAGUCGAUGCCGACUUCUUCGCCAACAUGGUGGUGGACGCUGCCUUGGCUGUGAAGUUCGUCGACGGCAAAGGUGUGGCCAAGUAUCCCAUCAACUCCGUCAACGUCCUGAAAGCUCACGGCCGCAGCCAGAAGGAGAGCUUCAUCGUGAACGGAUACGCUCUCAACUGCACAGUGGGCUCGCAAGGUAUGGUGAAGCGCGUGGUCAACGCCAAGAUCGCCUGUCUGGACUUCAACCUGCAGAAGACCAAGAUGAAGAUGGGAGUCCAGGUGGUCAUCAACGAUCCGGAGAAGCUUGACCUGAUCAGACAGAGGGAGUCGGAUAUCACCAAGGAGAGGAUCCAGAAGAUUUUGGCGUCGGGCGCCAAUGUCGUUUUGACGACCGGUGGUAUCGAUGACAUGUGUCUGAAGUAUUUUGUGGAUGUCGGAGCCAUGGCCGUGAGGAGGGUCCUGAAGAGGGACCUGAAGCGCAUCGCUAAAGCAACAGGAGCCACCAUGUGUCCGUCUCUCACCAACUUGGAGGGAGAGGAGACGUUUGAGGCCACCAUGCUGGGCCAGGCCGAGGAGGUGGUGCAGGAGCGUAUCUGUGACGACGAACUCAUCCUGGUUAAGAACACCAAAGCACGCACGUCUGCCUCCAUCAUCCUGCGAGGCGCCAACGACUUCAUGUGUGACGAAAUGGAACGCUCCUUGCAUGACGCACUGUGUGUGGUGAAGAGGGUGCUGGAGUCAAAGUCGGUGGUGCCAGGAGGUGGCGCAGUGGAGGCGGCCCUGUCUAUUUACCUGGAGAACUACGCCACCAGCAUGGGCUCCAGAGAGCAGCUGGCCAUCGCAGAGUUUGCCCGCUCCCUCCUCAUCAUCCCCAAAACUCUGGCAGUGAACGCAGCGCAGGACUCGACCGACCUGGUGGCCAAGCUGCGAGCCUUCCACAACGAAGCUCAGGUCAACCCUGAACGCAAGAACCUCAAGUGGAUCGGUCUGGACCUGAUCAAUGGCAAACCCAGAGACAACCGCCAGGCCGGCGUCUACGAGCCCACCAUGGUCAAAACAAAGAGCCUGAAGUUCGCCACCGAGGCAGCCAUCACCAUCCUGCGUAUCGACGACCUGAUCAAACUGUUCCCGGAGCCAAAAGAGGGCGGCCAGUCGUACAAGGACGCCGUGGAGUCGGGCUCUCUGCAGGGUUAACCCUCGCCUUCUUUGUAUUUAUACACGUGGAGCUCUUGUGGCUGUAGCACUAGAACCAGCUGUUGCUUGUUUACUCCCCCCCCACCCCUUCGUCUGAGGGGCUGUAACUGAUUUUGGACACUUGAUGACAAUAAACCUCCUGUGGUCAAUGA
Messenger RNA from Synchiropus splendidus (mandarinfish), 1884 nucleotides. It is a transcript of the gene tcp1, whose product is annotated as t-complex 1. The transcript has 12 exons. Lineage: Eukaryota; Metazoa; Chordata; Actinopteri; Syngnathiformes; Callionymidae. The record is from RefSeq and is a predicted model, not a curated record. Gene Ontology annotation, molecular function: ATP binding; ATP-dependent protein folding chaperone; ATP hydrolysis activity. Gene Ontology annotation, biological process: protein folding. The coding region runs from base 56 to 1732 and encodes 558 amino acids. Gene Ontology annotation, cellular component: chaperonin-containing T-complex.